Lytechinus variegatus (green sea urchin) is the source of this 2317-nucleotide messenger RNA. RefSeq names its product engulfment and cell motility protein 1-like. The coding region runs from base 134 to 2305 and encodes 723 amino acids. The transcript is spliced from 20 exons. The record is from RefSeq and is a predicted model, not a curated record. Gene Ontology annotation, cellular component: plasma membrane. Gene Ontology annotation, biological process: actin filament organization; cell motility. NCBI's taxonomy places the organism in Eukaryota, Metazoa, Echinodermata, Echinoidea, Temnopleuroida, Toxopneustidae.
CGCCCAGUAGCGUUGAGUAAUGGCGAAACAAGAAGUGCAAGCCGCAAGAAUUUAGCGACUUCCGUGUUUUCUACGAACUUGGAUUUCACUGAAAUAUUUAGUUUGAGGGCUGAGAUCACUACAGACCUUCAAAAUGGCAACCCCAGCGCAGCAAGUGCAACUGACCCUGAUUGACCCGACGCAGCGGACGGAUCCAAAUAUCAUUCGUUUGGCCAUUGUGAUGGCUGGAAAGGGUGGCAAGCUCUAUUGCCUUGAUCAGGGUAAACCUUUGAAAGAGAUCGUGGAGGAGGUGUGUUCAGACUACAGCAUUAAUACAGCAACCGCCACAGAGUACGCAUUACAGUAUGCAGAGGGAGAGAAGUACAUCACAGAAGAAAACAGAAAGGAUCUCACCAAUGGGGACAUGCUUAAACUCACAGACUCGCCUAACAAGUCAGCACUGGACAUCUACAACAAACUUCAAUCCAGUACUCCAGAGGAUAUCCGUAGUGCCCUGGUGAGACUCUCUACGGCUUCCACCGACCUGACCUUUGCACAAGAUUUCAUUUCCAACCAUGGUGUGGAUCUCCUUGUUAAGAUGGUGGAGGAAGGCAACCAGAACGGAGAGCCUCUGUCACUGACACUCAAGUCUUUUAUUGAACUGAUGGAUCAUAAUGUCAUCUCCUGGGACACACUUUCUGCAAACUAUGUUAAAAAGAUCGCAUCGUUUGUGAACCGAUCAGGUGGAACAGAUGUGCAAGUCACAGAGAGGGCUUUAAAUAUACUUGAAAGCAGUAUCUUAAACAGUACCAAGCUCUACAAUGUGAUUGCCAAUGAGAUAACGUUUCACAACAUGACUCAACACUUGGAAAAUGCUCAAAAUCCUGGUAUCCAGCAGAAUUGUCUUGCCCUGAUGAAUGCUCUUUGUCUGAAAGCUCCAGAAGAUAGGAAAAAGAGAUUCGAAGAAGCGCUUUCAGCAAGAACAAUACGUGUUGUCAUCAUGGAGAAAAUAAUCCGCUCUCAGAACAUUGGAACAGAGAUGACCCACCAGCUAUACGUCUUCCAGCAAUUGACCUUUAACCUUUUGGAGAAGCGUAGAAUGACUCAUAUUGACACAAGUAGUACUAAACAUAAAGAGUUCAUUGAAGAACUGCGAUCACAUGCCUUUGGUCACGAUAUGGAUUCAACAAGGGGUCCUGCUAAUGAUUACAAGAGAUUGGGCUUUCAGAAUGCAGAACACCCUAUCAAGGAUUUCAUGGAAGUCCCUCCAGGAUUACUAGCCUUGGAGUGUACCACACACUUUGCCAAUGAGCACAAUGAGGAUUACACAAGGGUUGUGCUAGAAAACUGCUCUCGAGCAGAUGAACAUGAGUGCCCCUUUGCCCGAUCUAGCAUCGCCCUUACCAAAAUGCUCUGUGAAAUUCUCAGAGUUGGAGAAUCACCCAAUGAAACGGGAGCAGAGUACUAUCCAAUGUUCUUCUCCUGUGAUAGUUCCUUUGAAGAAUUCUUCUGUCAAUGUAUCAAGCUUUUCAACAAGACAUGGAGAGAAAUGAGAGCAUCCCUGGAAGAUUUCCCAAAGGUGAUGAAUGUUGUCCAGGACCAGAUCAAGAGAGCCCUAAAGGUAAAGGAGCAGUACAAGCCAACCACCAUGGAGAACUUCUGGUCCAAGCUGCAGCACUUCAACUACAGUGAGAUCCUCAAGCUCAGGCACCAGGAAAGGGACAACAAGGAGGAAGGCGCGGCCCAAGCCAGGCCAGUUGUAGACCUAAGGAAUCAGAUCAAGCCUGAAAUGAUAGAGCUCAUCAAACAACAAAGACUACGGUUCCUAGUUGAAGGAACCAUGUUCAAUAAAUACAAUCAAAGAGGACGUGCCCAAGAUCGAUUUUGGUUCUGUCGUCUUUCACCUAAUCAUAAGAUGAUACAUCAUGGUGAUAUAGAAACUCACCAAUCACCUCCAAGCUACGAAGCUCUCACCAACAAGAUUGCUGUGGCUGAUAUUCAAGAGAUCCAGACAGGGAAGGACUGCCAGCAUGUCCGCAAUGUCAGGGUUGAUGGUAGCUUAGCCUUCUCCAUCUUACAUCAACUAGACCAUCGUCUAGACUUCAUUGCCAGGUCACAAGAGAUGUUUGACAUGUGGACGGACGGUCUGAACGUGCUCCUAGGUAAACCCAUGCAGAGCAAGCAGAAGGAGGCAGACCUGGAAGCACUUCUUGGGAUGGAGAUGAAGAUUCGUCUCUUGGACAUGGUUAACAUCCCCAUCCCCACAACGGCUCCCGUCAUACCACCCCCACCCACAGAUUACAACUUUUAUUAUGACCAGAUAUGAAUCAACCCCCCC